AUGGACGAUUGUAUCCUUCCAUCGGACCAAGCAGCACUUAUGGAUGCCUUUGGACUUGGCGACGAUGUUCCAAAUGUCUCGAUUGGCAGUCCACUUUUGACCGGAGCCGAUCAUCCCUCGCGCACAGCAAACUCUGCUGAAUCGUGCCACACUCCAAGCGAUACUUAUAUUUUGAACUCUUCUUCCGUCAAUGAUUCUCCCCCUGCCACUGAGCCUUCUGUAACUCCCAUGUCUCGGGCGUCAUCGUCGACUUCGAUCAUCUCCGAUUCCAACGUUAGCAUGUCUAACGUUGGGAUCGACCCACAACAAGUAACGUCUUUUAGUAGUGAUAACAACGACGAAUCUUUAGGAUGUCAAGUGCCUCCUAUCGAGUCCAUGGAGGAUAAGAUUCGACGCCUUACACCCCCACAAUUCAUCCCGCUUAUAAAUCAGCUUCUGCUGGAGAAGUCGAAAGGGAACAUGAAACCCUCCAGGUCCGACAUUGCUAGCGACUUGGUUCGGUGUAACAAGGAUGUAUACAAGCACGCGGGCGUGACUAGGUUCGCGGAGUAUACUUCGCUAGCGGCAAAAGCUUCUGUUAUCGAGCUUGGUGGGGGGGAGACUGGCGGCGGCGGCGCAUGGAUGGCCCUGCACCCGAAUUUCAGGCAGGAAAUUGAUGCACCGAAGUCAUCCGCCCCUUCGAUUGUCUAUAAUAACAAUCCUCCUACAUCACAUGAUGACAUUUCUUAUACCAAAACUUCAUUUAUAGCAAGUACGCCUCCAUUGAGCAUCGCGUCGCAGGGGACCACC
This is a messenger RNA of Suillus paluster, 789 nucleotides long. RefSeq lists its product as uncharacterized. The record is from RefSeq and is a predicted model, not a curated record. The transcript has a single exon. The annotation marks the transcript as partial. Lineage: Eukaryota; Fungi; Basidiomycota; Agaricomycetes; Boletales; Suillaceae.